Erinaceus europaeus (western European hedgehog) is the source of this 9866-nucleotide messenger RNA. It is a transcript of the gene MAP2, whose product is annotated as microtubule associated protein 2. The transcript has 17 exons. The record is from RefSeq and is a predicted model, not a curated record. Gene Ontology annotation, molecular function: microtubule binding. The coding region runs from base 327 to 6239 and encodes 1970 amino acids. Gene Ontology annotation, cellular component: neuron projection. Gene Ontology annotation, biological process: neuron projection development; microtubule cytoskeleton organization. Lineage: Eukaryota; Metazoa; Chordata; Mammalia; Eulipotyphla; Erinaceidae.
CUCUCUCUCCCUCUCCCACUCUCCUUAUUUUCCUUUUUGCCACUGCGGGGACUUUCUCUAAUUUGCAGCUUCCCUUCUCCCCAACACACACAGACACUAGCUGGUGGCUUGCAGACUGCGUCUGUCUGGAGCCAGAGAGGGAGAGCCAGUCCAGGGAGAGAAUGCUCCUGGAGAAGGAGUCUACAGUAGUCCGGAUCAAAGACUAGGCUGGGGAAGUCUCGCUGCAUUUGUGCUGAUUCUUCAGCUUGUUGUCUCUAACUGAGGAAGCAUUGACUGGGAACUGCUCAUUCAGAAAAUUAAAAGGAGAAAUCAUAGCGGAUUGAAGAAUGGCAGAUGACCGGAAAGAUGAAGCGAAGGCGCCUCACUGGGCCUCAGCUCAACUAACUGAGGCACCUGCACAUCCACACCCACCAGAGAUUAAAGAUCAAGGUGGGGCAGGGGAAGGACUUGUCCGAAGUGCCAAUGGAUUUCCAUACAGAGAGGAUGAAGAGGCUGCCUUUGGAGAACAUGAGUCUCAAGGUGCCUAUGCAGAUACCAAAGAGAAUGGAAUCAAUGGGGAGCUGACCUCAGCUGACAGAGAAACACCAGAGGAGGUGUCUGCACGGAUUGUUCAAGUAGUCACGGCUGAGGCUGUAGCGGUCCUGAAAGGUGAACAAGAAGCUGAGCAUAAAGAUCAACUUGCAGCCCUGCCUCUAGCAGCUGAAGAGACAGCUAAUCUGCCUCCUUCUCCACCCCCAUCACCAGCCUCAGAACAGACUGUCCCAGUCGAAGAAGAAGAAACUCUAGAGGGUCCAAUGGCUGGAAAAGAGAAGCCUUCCACUCUACCUGGGAAAGAGUAUGGGGCUGCCACAGCCUCAGACCUACCCAAAGACCUGAGUGAGGGCCAAGUAGCCCAAAUAGUUCUUGAAGAGUGUGACCCAGCAGGGUCCCCCCAGGAGAAAAGUGUAAAAGAGGUCACAGAGGUGUCUCCAGAAGUAAAAACACCUUCCUCUGCCAGGGAAGGUUUACUUACAGCCUCGAAGAUGGAGUUCCCAGAGCAACAGGAAUUGGCUUCCUCUGCAGCUGAAGCAGUAGAUAAGAAGGAAAAGGAAUCAGAGAAGCAAAAUAAGCCUGGUGACGACCUUAAACAUGCUGCCUUAGUUUCUCAGCCUGACACAACUGAAAUUCCCACCGAUAAAAAGAACAUGCAAGAAGAAAAUGCAUCCAUUUCUCUGUUUGGGCACACUUUUGGUGCCAGUUCAGAAGACAUGAAACCCACGACAGAUCCAAGCUUAGUGGUACCUAGUAUUGGCCUCCCCGCAGAGCCCCUAACUCCAAAAGAGCAAAAGAACUGGUUCAUUGAAAUGCCAACGGAAGCAAAAAAGGAUGAGUGGGGUUUAGUUGCUCCUAUUUCUCCUGGCCCGCUUACACCUAUGAAGGAAAAAGAUGUACUUGAGGAUAUCCCCAAAUGGGAAGGAAAACAAUUUGACUCUCCCAUGCCGAGUCCAUUUCAGGCAGGCAGCUUCACUCUUCCUUUAGGUGUCAUAAAGAAUGAGAUAGUUGCAGGAUCAUCACCCUUUGCCUCUGCCCUAUUACAGCUAGAGAGAAGAAGGUCUCUGGUGGGAGAAGGCAGUGGCCUAGUAACUGCCAAAGACAGCACUAAAACUGAAGAGCCCCAGAAGAACAAACCUGACAAAGUGGCAGAAGCACCAGUCUCGGAAGUAUUUGCCUCACUCAAAGAUGCUCCCAUUUCAAUUGUGGAAGAAUAUGUACUAGAAAAAGUUUUAGAGGAAGACAAAGAGGCCCUGAAGCAGGACAGUGUGCCAAAAGAAGAGUUGUCCACCCUCACUGGAGAGGAAUCUACACAUACUGAAAAGGAGCCUCAACUAAAGCAGGAAGAAAUAACCACUUCUGACAAAGUAGCUUCUCCUGAAGAGAGGGAGGAGUCAUUCAAAUCCAGCGAUGAAAAAAUGGGCUUAAUUCAGAUCCUGACAGAGCUUACUUUCACAAAAGAACAGAAAGGCCAGGAGUCCACCACAGAUAUAUUAAAACAGGACUCGUUCCCUGUAAGUCUGGAGAAAGCUGCUCCUGAACCAGUGGUACUAAAUGAAAAGAGUACAAUCCAGGAACUUUUUGAAGAAAAUGUUUCUGACAAAGAUAGUAAGUUUGAAGAGAUUGAGGCUGCAACAUCAGUUGAGCCCGACAUGCCAUUUUAUGAAGAUAAGUCUGGUAUGUCCAAGUACUUUGAAACAUCUGCCUUAAAAGAAGAGGUGACAAAAAGCAUCCAGCCAGGUAGUGAUUACUAUGAACUGAGCGACACCAGAGAAAGUGCCCCAGAGUCUUUUGAUACUGUUUCUCCCAUGUAUAAAGAUGAAGACAAAGGACUUCAGGCAGGGAAAGAUUCCCAGCCCAGUGUUCCGGCGCAAGAAGCAGGAUAUAGCUCUCUUGCACAGAGCUAUCCACCUGACUUACCUGAAGAACCCAGUUCUCCUCAAGAAAGAAUGUUCACCAUUGAUCCAAAAGUUUAUGGGGAGAAACGCGAUCUCCACAGUAAGAAUAAAGAUGAUCUGACACUAAGCAGGAGCUUGGGACUUGGUGGUAGGUCUGCAAUAGAACAAAGAAGCAUGUCGAUCAAUUUGCCCAUGUCUUGCCUGGAUUCCAUAGCCCUUGGUUUUAACUUUGGUCGGGGGCAUGAUCUUUCUCCCCUGGCUUCUGAUAUUCUAACCAACACUAGUGGAAGUAUGGAUGAAGGGGAUGAUUACCUUCCUGCCACAACACCGGCACUAGAGAAAGCCCCUUGCUUCCCAAUAGAGAGCAAAGAGGAGGAAGAACAGAUUGAGGAAGAGAAGUCUGCUAGAGAGGAAAAUACUCAAUUUGAGUCAUCCUGUGAGUCACCAUUCCUAGCCAAAGAGUAUUACAAAAAUGGCACUGUCAUGGCCCCUGACCUGCCUGAAAUGCUAGAUCUGGCAGGUACAAGGUCUAGGUUAGCUUCGGUCAGUGCAGAUGGUGAAGUUGCCAGGAGGAAAUCUGUGCCAUCUGAGACUGUGGCUGAGGAACGUAGUCCUGACUUGCCCCCUGUCACUGAUGAUAACCAUACAAUUGUGAAAACAGACAGCCAGCCAGAAGAUAUGGGCUACUGUGUGUUUAAUAAAUACACAGUCCCACUCCCAUCACCUGUACAAGACAGUGAGAAUUUAUCAGGGGAGAGUGGUUCCUUUUAUGAAGGCACUGAGGAUAAAAUACGAAGAGAUUUGGCCACUGACCUUUCAUUGAUUGAAGUAAAACUGGCAGCUGCCGGAAGAGUCAAAGAUGAAUCUAGUGCUGAGAAAGAAACAUCCCCACAAACUUCUAGUGACAAACUGGGACUUGGAAGGGAGUUUGAUCAGGAGAGGAAAGUUAAUGAUAAGCUGGAUACUGUACUAGAAAAGAGUGAAGAACAUGCCAAGGAAACAGAAGAAACUGAGGACAAAAUUGAAACCUAUGAGCCUGUUUCAGGCAAGGAGUUGACAGUGUCCAAGGAUGCAUCACCUCUCAUUGCUGAGAAAGCAGAGAAAGGUCUGAGUUCAGUGCCAGAGGUAGCUGAGGUAGAACCAUCAAGAAAAGCUGAACUAGGAAUGGAUUUUGAUGCAAAGAAACCUGAUCAGGGUCAAAUAGAUGUUAAAAUCAGUGACUUUGAACAGAUGGCCACAGGACUAGGCUUAGACACAGAAAGGGCAACAGAGCUUCAGCUUGAGGCUGCGAAGGACCUCACUCCCUCAUCCCCCACACCUCAGGAGACAGAUGGAUUUAUGGGUGUUGAGUCUAGUCACAUGAGAGAAGGUGCCAAAGUCAGUGAGACAGAAAUCAAGGAAAAGGUAGCAAAGCCUGACCUGGUUCACCAAGAGGCUGUAGACAAAGAAGAGUCCUAUGAGUCCAGUGGUGAGCAUGAAAGUCUCACCAUGGAGUCCUUAAAAGCUGAUGAGGGCAAGAAAGAAAUAUCCCCAGAAUCUUCUCUAAUUCAAGAUGAGAUUGCUGUCAAAUUGUCAGUGGAAAUACCUUGUGCAACUGCCAUUGCAGAGGCUGAUUUAGUCAUAGAUGAGAAAGUCGAUGUCCAGAUGGAAUUUAUUCAGCUGCCAAAAGAAAGCAAAGAGACCCCAGAUAUAUCUAUUACACCCUCUGAUGUUACAGAGCCAUUGCUUGAAGCCCUUAGUGCUGAACCAGCUGAGCCUCAGAUCGAGGAAGAAGAGAUUGAAGCCCAGGGAGAAUAUGAUAAACUACUCUUCCGCUCAGACACCCUUCAGAUUACUGACCUGGGGGUCCCAGGUGUGAGGGAGGAAUUUGUAGAGACCUGCCCAGGUGAACAUAAGGGAGUGAUUGAGUCUGUUGUGACCAUCGAAGAUGAUUUCAUCACAGUUGUGCAAACCACAACUGACGAAGGGGAGUCAGGUUCACACAGCGUGCGUUUUGCAGCCCUAGAGCACCCUGAGGUAGAAAGGAGACCUUCCCCUCAUGCCGAAGAAGAGCUCAAAGAAGAAGAGGCAGCUGAAGCCCAGGCUGAACCCAGAGAUGGAUCCCCAGAAGCCCCUGCUUCCCCUGAGAGAGGAGAGGUUGCAGUCUCAGAAUAUAAGACAGAAACCUAUGACGAUUACAAAGAUGAGACCACCAUUGAUGACUCCAUCAUGGAUGCAGACAGCCUCUGGGUGGACACUCAAGAUGAUGAUAGAAGCAUCAUGACAGAACAGUUAGACACUAUUCCUAAAGAGGAGAAAGCUGACAAGGAAGCUCGGAGACCAUCUCUUGAGAAACAUAGAAAAGAAAAGCCUUUUAAAACCGGGAGAGGCAGAAUUUCCACUCCUGAAAGAAAAAUAGCUAAAAAGGAGCCUAGCACAGUCUCCAGAGAUGAAGUGAGAAGGAAAAAAGCAGUUUAUAAGAAGGCUGAACUUGCUAAAAAAACAGAAGUUCAGGCCCACUCUCCUUCCAGGAAAUUCAUUUUAAAACCUGCUAUCAAAUAUACUAGACCAACUCAUCUCUCCUGUGUUAAGCGGAAAACGACAGCAGCCGGUGGUGAAUCAACUCAGGCUUCCAGUGUUUUUAAACAGGCAAAGGACAAAGUCUCUAAUUCUACUUUGUCAAAGAUUCCUGCCUUACAGGGUAGCACAAAAUCCCCAAGAUGCAAUUCAGCCUAUCCUAGUACGACUAUAAAGACUACAGUUUCUGAGGGUUUUUUAAUACAGCCCACCUCAGAGGGCUCCACAGAUGGUUUGUCAUGUUCAGAAUCAGGGAACAAGGAUGGAGUAACCAAGAGUCCAGAGAAGCGCUCCUCUCUGCCUAGACCAUCCUCCAUUCUCCCUCCUCGCAGAGGGGUAUCAGGAGACAGAGAUGAGAAUUCCUUCUCUCUUAACAGCUCUAUCUCCUCUUCAGUACGGCGGACCACCAGGUCUGAGCCUAUUCGCAGAGCUGGGAAAAGUGGUACUUCAACACCCACUACUCCUGGGUCAACUGCCAUUACUCCUGGCACCCCGCCAAGCUAUUCCUCACGCACACCAGGCACUCCUGGAACGCCUAGCUAUCCCAGGACCCCUCACACACCAGGAACCCCCAAAUCUGCCAUCUUGGUGCCCAGUGAGAAGAAAGUUGCUAUCAUACGUACUCCUCCAAAAUCCCCUGCUACUCCCAAGCAGCUUCGGCUCAUUAACCAGCCACUGCCAGACCUGAAGAAUGUCAAGUCCAAGAUCGGAUCAACAGACAACAUCAAAUACCAGCCAAAAGGGGGACAGGUUAGAAUUGUAAACACGAAGAUCGAUCUUAGCAAGGUUCAGUCCAGAUGUGGUUCCAAGGAUAACAUCAAACAUUCUGCUGGGGGCGGAAAUGUACAAAUUGUUACUAAGAAGAUAGACCUAAGCCAUGUGACAUCCAAAUGUGGCUCUUUGAAGAACAUCCGCCACAGACCAGGUGGUGGGCGUGUGAAAAUUGAGAGUGUAAAGCUGGAUUUCAAAGAGAAAGCCCAGGCUAAAGUGGGUUCCCUGGACAAUGCCCAUCAUGUACCUGGAGGUGGCAAUGUCAAGAUUGACAGCCAGAAGUUGAACUUCAGAGAGCAUGCGAAGGCCCGUGUGGACCAUGGCGCAGAGAUUAUUACGCAGUCCCCAGGCAGAUCCAGUGUGGCUUCCCCUCGUCGACUCAGCAAUGUCUCUUCUUCGGGAAGCAUCAACCUGCUCGAAUCUCCUCAGCUUGCCACUUUGGCUGAGGAUGUCACUGCUGCACUUGCUAAGCAGGGCUUGUGAAUAUGUCUCAUUUAGCAUCAGUGUAAUAAUAUUUAGGCAUGAGCUCUUGGCAGAAGUGGGCUCUGAGCAGGUGUUAUAUUCAUUCUCUACAAAUCGUAAAAUAAAUACUCUCAUUCCCAAACUGUAGUAAUUGUUACAAUUUUAUAUUUAAAAAAAGAUUAGUUUGUGCAGGAACUGACUUGAUUUCCUUUUGCAACAGGAAGACACUGGCUUUACACUUUACAUGAAUUACAAUUGGACAGUUAUUUUUGUUCUGCUCUGUUUUGCAUGGAGUAUUAUUAUUUUUAAAAAUUGCAUUUUUACCUUUCAUGUGCCUGAAGGCUAUCCACUAUGUUCUGAAAGGCCUUGUUAAAAUCCAAGCUGCUCAUUUUACUCUUCUGUUGCUGGGUAAAAAGAUAAAAGCUGCCCAUUUUAACUUAUUACAGUUUAAAAUAAAUCAAGGAAUCUGAUUACAGGAUGGGAAGAGCAUGUAAGAAAUAUGCUUUUUUUUAAGUGUUAUUUUGUAUAAAUGGGAAGAAAGAAUUUGAUUAAGUUAUUAACAUUUGGGACCUGGAUAAUUAUAGCAGAGUAUAAAUCAAUCCAAUAAAUUAUUUAAUUGAAAAAAUAGUUGCAAAGCAUUUGAGCUGUGGAUAAGGAACUGGUGUACAAGUGCAUUUCUUAGGGAUGAAGCACUUUCACUAAGAUGGACUCAUCUGAUUAGAAAGUCAGUUGAUCAGCUAGAUUUAUGUCCACACUACCAGUCUCACCCCCCCUUUCCAUCUGUUAUAAUAAUACAGUAUUAUAGAUAUAAAUAUAUAUAUAUUUCUUUGUGGCCAUUUGUGAUACUUCCUCAUAUACUUGAAUAUUAUACUUCCUUACUCACAGUAUCUGUGUCUCCUGCACCCUUUGGUAUUGCAAUUUUAGAUGUGUGAAAGUAGAUGUUAGCAGGGUUCUUCCCUAUUCAAAAAAAAAGUUAAGACAAAAAUUUUUAGCAUGAAGUUGCUUUCUAUACAACUCAGCUGUAACCCUGUUUUAGUGCCAGAUAUAAGUCUCUCCUGUGAUGCUAGAAAAAAAUCAUUUUUCCUUUGCUUUCACCAACAUGGAGUUUAUAGGCAUGGGUCCAGUUAUACAAAAAAGGGUUACAGAUUGUUGAUUUAUGAUUAUGAAUGUCUCAUUUUUGAAUCAUAUAAUAGUUUGGAUUUUCCUCCUGUAAUCAUUCAUAAAACAGACUUCUUAAAAUUUUUUUUUUCCAUUUGCUAAAGUUGAAAGUAACAGUAAGAAUUUGGUAAAUGUCAUCCCAUUCUUCGGAAAUAGAAUGUUUAUUAAAUUUUCUGACAGAAAACGUUUGACCACCUUACUCUACAUAAAGACCUUUUCAUCAAAAAGAAAAGAAAUAUUUUGGGAAGUAAUAUCUGCAAAACAUUGAGAUGCAGAUUGUCUAACUCGAAUUUUUUUCUUCCCCAGACUUCAAAAUUAUACUUGGCAUGACUUAGAAAUAUUUAUCAGUAGGCAAUGUUGUUCCAACUUCAAAUACAUUCUAGAAAUCACCGUCAAUUCCUUCACAAAUCAUUCAUCUUAGACUUAUGAGCAAUCAGUGAAUGAGUCAGGGGCCCAAGACAGUGAGUCGCCAUUAUAGAUGGUUGCUUUUUAGUACUAUAUCCUUUGGAUCUGAACAGUUAAAAGCAAAAGCACUGGUAGGUACCUGACAAAUAAGCUCCUGAACAUACUGGAAGUAACGUUGAGCGUGAAUUGAGGCAACAAGAAGGCAGAGCACAGAAGUCAAAGGAUGCAAAAACAAACUUUCUGACACACUGGAAAUCAUAACCCAUGUAAUCACACUUAACAAAAAAAUGUCUCCAGGAUCAAACAUACACUAUUCUUCUCAAUUAUGAGGUUUUACAAAGUCAACUAUGUCUAAGACCAUUUAUAAAUCAGUUCUUUUACACAGCAUUUAAAAAGUCAGGAGCUAGUAAGGAGAACCAUAAAUGUAUUGCAGUCUGUUUUCUCCCUAAGGAGUACUAAGCAGUUUGAUCAGUCUGGGCAUGUUAUUCACCAGCUUCCCUUUAAAUGCAUCAGAUGACAGAAGAAGAAAGAAUGAUGUGGAGAUUCAUAUGUUUUGUGUUUGAUAGUGUUAAUAAGAAGUGCAAGUUCUCUAUUAAGGAGCUAACAGCUGGUUAAAACAGUUAACCUGCGAAACUACUUCUUUUUCAGCUGGUUUUUAAUGUGAUAUCAAAAUUACAGAAAAAUAAAUGUAUUCUACAUAUUAAAAUUCAGUUUCUUACAAAUACAUGUCCAAAAUAAAGAAUACAAAGCAUUAAGUAAUUAAAAGAUUUAUGUCACUGUAAAUAUGUCUUUGCUUUGUAUGGAAAUACUGUUCUUUACAAUUUACAAAGAUAAACUAACACUUUGUACACCAUAAGAAAGAAAUACACAGACUAAAGAUCUUCUUGUGGGGCUAAGGGAUGGAACCCAUCUUGCUUUCUCUCUUAAGAUUAACGAAACAAAUUAAGCUUUUUGAGCACCACUUUUGUGGGGAGACCCAUACGCUGAUCUAGUAAUUAAAGCUUCAGAGUUUCAAUUCUAGAUCUAUCAAUGCCAGUUUCUCUCUGGUUUUAGCCUUUGAGAACCUGUUUAAGGAUACAUAAGUAAUCCAGAGCUGUGAAGAGUUAAAAGGUCCACUUGUCUGAUGAACUCAUUCGCUCUGGGUCACCUGCAACCAAGAAUUGGGAACCUUACAAGGGCGCAGGAAAGAUCCGAGUCAUGAUGAGUUUCAAUGACCUUGUUCAUUUAGGAACUAACUCUUUCUGGAUUCUCCUGCUGAGUUCCAGCAGGGCGGGCAAUGGGAUGAAAUCCCACCCACAAGCAUGAUGCCUGUGUAAUGACAAGUAGAUAGGGUUGAGGAAGGUUCAGAGAGCGUUACUGAGUGUGAGGAUGUACUAAUGGAAGCUGACCUCACCUGGAUUGUGGCAGGAAGUGGGGUCCUUAGGUCAUGACACAGACAUGUCAGCAUUGCUAAAGGAGUAAUUGAAAUAGGCUGAGUUCUAACAUAGCUAUAACUACAUUUUCUCUAUUUUUUAUACCACAGAAAGGAGGAAAAUAACUAUUUAUGGUCCAAGUAGUUAAGGUUGUUUGUUUGCUUUUAGAUAACAAAAAGUAGAUUGGUGGCUUAGAGAGAAACAUUCUAGGCAUUCCUUCAAAGAUCACACACUAAAAUCCAUUUUGACAUUUUGACAGGGUUUUUUUUCUUUUUUUGUGUGUGUUUUGUUUGUUUGUUUCUUUGUUUUUUGGUGUGUGGGGGAGUUACACCUGGAUGUCUAAGGUGAGGCUAAGUCCCUUUACAGGAAGAGACUUUAUUUAAAGACAGAAUGUGUCAAUCAUGAAAAUCUGCUUCAACUUUAGCAAAAAGAAAAAAAAAAUCAACAAAAAAAGUAUACUCUGUAUGCUGGGAUUCCAAGGUUCCAACAUGUUGCUACAAAUCUGUUUUGGGGGGAGGGGGUUCUUUCUUCUGAUAAUUUAGAGCCUGUUACCUUAGAAAGGCGUUUCUUCAAUGAUUGGUUGUAGUUAGUUCAUGUUCUUCAAUCAAAAUUUGCAAAUGUAUUUGUUGCUGUAUAGUGAUUGUUUUGCAGAAUAAAAUUGCUUGUCACCUAA